CGGUACGGUUGCUAAGUAACACUUCCUGUGCGUUGAAUGUGUAGAGAAGUAAAUAACGCCGAAAACAUGGUGCGUUAAUUGGGAUUAUUGGUGAAUCGGCAAUCAUUUUUCGCGUGAAAAUAGUCUUACCUUUGAGAACUGUAGAUUUAGCGGCAAAAUCAUGACACUGACAACGAUUAAAGACGGCGAAUACACCGCCACUGUCUACAAAAUGAUCAAAGAUGGGCGGUAUGGAGAGGCUAUCCACAUCCUCAGCAAUGAACUGCAGAAACAGAUGAAGUCGCGGGCAGCCCUGUCUCUGCUAGGCUACUGCUACUACCACAUGCAGGACUUCACCAACGCAGCAGAGUGCUAUGAGCAGCUGUCCCAGCUACACCCCGAGGUGGAGGAGUACAAGCUGUAUUACGCCCAGUCUCUGUACGGGGCCUGUGCCUACCCCGAGGCCAUGAAGGCUACCUUUCUAUUGGACAACCCUACCAGCCACACCAAGAUGAUCAAACUGCAGGCAUCCAUCAAAUACGGAGAAGAGGAGUACUCUGGAGAAGGUGAUGCUGCUCAGGAGGCCCUGAUUGACAUGCCGCCCAGAUCAGAGGAGGAGCUGGACCCAGUGACGCUCCACAACCAGGCCCUGAUGAACAUGGAUAAAAAACCAUCGGAGGGUUUUGAGAAACUGGCCUUCCUCCUGCAGCAGAUCCCCUUCCCCCCGGUCACCUUCGGAAACCUGUUGCUACUAUACUGCAAAUAUGAGUAUUUUGACCUGGCUGCUGAUGUGAUGGCAGAGAAUGCACACCUCACCUACAAGUUCCUCACCCCGUAUCUGUAUGAGUUUCUGGACGCCAUGUUGACCUGCCAGACAGCUCCAGAGGAGGCCUUCAGGAAGUUUGAUGAGAUGAACGCCAAGUUGACAGAUCAACUACGCAAGCUGACCAAACAGGUACAGGAAGCCAGACUAGCCCGUGAUAAUGAAGCCUUGAAGAAGACCCUCCAGGACUACGAUGAGAUGGUGGAGAAGUACAUCCCAGUUCUGAUGGCCCAGGCUAAGAUCUACUGGAACAGGGAGAACUACCAAAUGGUUGAGAAGAUCUUCCGUAAGUCGGUGGAGUUCUGUAAUGAACACGACACCUGGAAGCUCAACGUGGCUCACGUUCUCUUCAUGCAGGAGAACAAGUACAAGGAAGCCAUCGGCUUUUACGAACCCAUCGUUAAGAAACACUAUGACAACAUCCUGAAUGUCAGUGCUGUUGUGCUUGCUAACCUGUGUGUCUCCUAUAUCAUGACCAGCCAGAACGAAGAGGCUGAAGAACUGAUGAGGAAGAUUGAGAAGGAGGAAGAGCAGAUCUCUUACGACGACCCUGAUAAGAAAGUCUUCCACCUCUGUAUAGUCAACCUGGUUAUAGGGACCCUGUACUGUGCCAAGGGGAACUACGACUUCGGGAUCACCCGUGUCAUCAAGAGUCUGGAACCGUACAACAAGAAGCUGGGAACAGACACCUGGUUCUAUGCUAAGCGCUGUUUCCUGUCUCUGCUGGAGAACACGGCCAAACACAUGAUCAUGAUCAGGGACUCAGUUGUUCAGGAGUGUAUUCAGUUCCUGGAGCACUGUGAAGUGUAUGGUAAGACAGAGCCAGCCAUGCUAGAACAGCCACUGGAGGAGGACAGGAUGCACAUCGGAAAGAACACAGUCACCUACGAGUCACGCCUCCUCAAAGCUCUCUUCUACGAGGUCAUCGGAUGGAACCAGUGAUGUCGCACUAGAACGGAACAGAGCCUGUGAUGUCAUCGGACAGAACCAGUAGUUUACACUAAAGCCUUUUAAAACCUUUUCUACACCCCAACCAGUUCAAAUCUAUCAACCUGGACCACAUCACAUGAGCUAUUAUAGUACAUUAUAUAUUUGGCUUGUUGUUAUUUUCUGCAUCAUCUGAAAGUUACAAGCUGUUGUUCUGACUUCUGUUAAGCAUAUUCACUCCUCAUCUCACACACACAGCCCCACACACACACACACACACACACACACACACACACAGAGUGGGAGAAGCCAUGGGGCUUCAUUCAUGUGAGCGUCUUUAGUUUAGUUGAGCCUGGGCCCAGAGAAAAACACCUUUCUACUGAUAUUAUUAUUAUGACACUAAAAUAUAAACACAACAUGCAACAACUUCAAAGAUGUUACUGAGUUACAGUUCAUAUGAGGAAAUCACUAAAUGGAACUGAAUGCAUUAGGCCCCUAUGGAUUUCACAUGACUGGGAAUACAGGUAUGCAUCUGUUGGUCACAGAUAUCUAUCAUUUUAAAGUAGGGGUGUGGAUCAGAACACCAGUCAGUAUCUGGUGGGACCAUCUGCCUCAUGCAGCACAACACAUCUCCUUCACAUAGAGUUGAUCAGGCUGUUGAUUGGGGAAUGUGUAACAUGGGGCUGUGCAUUAUCAUGGGGCUGUGCAUUAUCAUGGCACGACAAUGGGCCUCAGGAUCGCGUCACGGUAACUCUGUGCAUUUAAAUCGCCAUGGAUAAAAUGCAACUGUGUUCAUUGACUGUAGCUUAUGCCUGCCCCGUACCAUAACCCCACCACCGCCAUGGGGCACUCUGUUCACAAUGUUGACAUCAGCAAACCGCUCACCCACACAAUGUCUGUCAUCUGCCCGGUACAGUUAAAAUCUGGAUUCAUCCAUGAAGAGCACUCUUCUCCAGAGUGCCAGUGGCCAUUGAAGGUGAGCAUUUGCCCACUGAAGUCGGUUACGACGCCGAACUGCAGUCAGGUCAAGACCCUGGUGAGGAUGACGAGCACACAGAUGAGCUUUCCUGAAGCGGUUUCUGACGGUUUAUGCAGAAAUUCUUUGGUUUUGCAAACCCACAGUUUGAUCAGCUGUCCGGGUGGCUGGUCUCAGACGAUCCCACAGGUAAAGAAGCCGGAUGUGGAGGUCCUGGGUUGGCGUGGUAACACGUGGUCUGUGGUUGUGAGGAUGGUUGGACGUACUGACAAAUUCUUUAAAACGACGAUGGAGGCGGUUUAUGAUAGAAAAAAUAACAUUAAAUUCUCUGGCAACAGCUCUGGUGGACAUUCCUGAAGUCAGGAUGUCAAUUGCACACUCCCUCAAACCUGAGACAUCUGUGGCAUUGUGUUGUUUGACAAAACUGCACAUUUUAGAGUGGCCUUAUAUUAUCCCCAGCAGAAGGUGCACCUGUGUAAUGAUCAGGCUAUUUAA
Salmo salar (Atlantic salmon) is the source of this 3200-nucleotide messenger RNA. The record is from RefSeq and is a predicted model, not a curated record. Lineage: Eukaryota; Metazoa; Chordata; Actinopteri; Salmoniformes; Salmonidae.